AUGUCCACACCGCAAGCGCAGAUCAAAGUGGCGAGACAUGAUCUCAGCAGAGACCUUGACAGUAUAUUAGCAUUAUCAAAGGAGAAGCUCGAACAUCUGUACGGACAGACUAGUUCACCUUCCUCAUCCUCUCCAACUACUGCCGCCCAAUCAUUACCUGCUCUUCAACUCCUAGAAGAUUACAACUUAGCAGCGGCCGACUUGGAAGCUUCUCAGAAGCUUAUUGGAGCCUACGUCCGUGACAUGAGGAAGGACGUCUUGGCAAUGGAUGGCUCUGAGAGUGAACGACUCGGAGUUCGAAUUGAUCAAGUAAGGGCAAGGGCGGAGGGGUUGAAGGAGGCGUUGGAUAAAGUCAAAGUGUGA
This is a messenger RNA of Kockovaella imperatae, 363 nucleotides long. RefSeq lists its product as hypothetical. The coding region runs from base 1 to 363 and encodes 120 amino acids. Lineage: Eukaryota; Fungi; Basidiomycota; Tremellomycetes; Tremellales; Cuniculitremaceae. The record is from RefSeq and is a predicted model, not a curated record. The transcript has a single exon.